Peromyscus californicus insignis is the source of this 2467-nucleotide messenger RNA. RefSeq names its product M-phase phosphoprotein 10 (gene Mphosph10). The record is from RefSeq and is a predicted model, not a curated record. Bases 353 to 2395 code for a protein of 680 amino acids. Gene Ontology annotation, cellular component: small-subunit processome; sno(s)RNA-containing ribonucleoprotein complex; nucleus. Gene Ontology annotation, biological process: rRNA processing. Lineage: Eukaryota; Metazoa; Chordata; Mammalia; Rodentia; Cricetidae. The transcript has 11 exons.
CUGCGUGAAGCGAGCUGCUCUUCCGUUACUUUGAAAUGCUUAUUGGAUCGAUAGCAGAAACAGAAAGCAAUCACUCGACAUCACUUGUAGUUCUCUUAGAAAUACAGAACAAGGCAUUUGGAGAAAGAGCCAAGGCGCUUGGGACGACCAAUAGCGCUUUUCGGUUUUCUGCCCCGCCUCCACGCAUGCCCAAUAGGAAGGUUCGCAGUGCUAUAGGCACCGUCUGGAUGCAGGGCCGGAACCUGUGCGUGGCGGAACCUUUGGCUCUGAGCUUCAGGUUGCGGAAGGUGCAUGUUUGUCGCGCGGCUUCCGGCCGGCUCUCAGCAUUCGCGUGGUGUCGUAGUUCACAGCUAUGGCACCUCGCGUGACCCGCCGACAGACCCUGGAACGGUGUCUGAGGGAAAUCAAGAAAGCCACCAGCCGACCCGAGUGUUUCCUCACGAUUCAAAAUGGCCUAGCAUCAAACUUCACUUCUCUAACAAAAGUUCUUUAUGAUUUUAAUAAAAUAUUAGAGAAUGGCCGAAUCUCUGGAAGUCCUUUACAAAAACUUGAGAUAAAUAGUUUUGAUGAUGAGCAGAUUUGGCAACAACUAGAAUUGCAAAAUGAACCAAUCUUAGAAUACUUCCAAAAUGCAGUUAGUGAAACAAUUGAGGAUGAAGAUCUCAGCCUUCUCCUAGAGAGUGAAGAUCAGGAGUGUGAAGAGGAGGCCUCAGAGCUGGAGGUUGACAGCCAGGAGAACAUAGAGACUGAUGUGGAGGAGGAACAGCUGUCAGAUGUGGGUAGUGAUGUUCCUAAAGGGGGUGAGAGACCUAAAAGCUCAGGCAGAUCUGACCCAAGGACAAGUCCCAUUUUCAGUGAUGAGGACUCCGACCUUGACUUUGAUAUUAGCAAAUUGGAACAGCAGACCAAGAUGCAAAUCAAACCACCUGGAAAACCAAGAGAAAAGUCUGUAGUGGACGACAAAUUCUUCAAACUCUCUGAAAUGGAGAACUUUUUAGAAAAAGUAGAAAAAGAAGAGGAAAAAAGACCUAAGGAUGAAGAGGAGGAGGAGGAGGAAGAUAUUGACCUUUUUGAAGACAUUGAUUCGGAUGAAGAUGAGGGAGGGCUGUUUGGACGCCAGAAAAUUAAGUCAAAUAAAAGUUCCAGAAAUCUGAAAUACAAAGAUUUUUUCGAUCCAGUUGAAAGUGAUGAUGACAUCACUAGUGUUGUUGAUGAUGAGCUGGGUUCAAACAAAGAGGAAGGAUUUGCGGAGGAAGCAGAAGAAAGCAUUUCUGAAUCGGAUGAAGAUAACGACCUGGAAGAAAGUGAGGAUGGUAAGCAACAUAAAGAAGGCUUGAAAAGAGUGACCUUUGCUUUGCCAGAGGAUGAGGAUGAAGAUACAAGUCCCUUAGCUGUAAAACAAGAAUCUGAUGAAGUCAAAUCCUCUUUUGAAAAGAGACAGGAGAAGAUGAAUGAGAAAAUCGCAUCUUUGGAAAAAGAGUUGUUGGAAAAAAAGCCUUGGCAGCUUCAAGGGGAAGUGACGGCACAGAAGCGGCCAGAGAACAGCCUGCUGGAGGAGACGCUCCACUUUGACCAUGCUGUCAGGAUGGCCCCUGUAAUCACAGAGGAAACUACCCUCCAUCUAGAAGAUAUCAUUAAACAGAGGAUAAGAGAUCAGGCUUGGGAUGAUGUAGAACGAAAAGAAAAACCCAAAGAGGAUGCGUAUGAAUAUAAGAAGCGUUUAACGUUAGACCAUGAGAAGAGCAAGCUGAGCCUUGCUGAGAUUUAUGAGCAGGAGUAUAUCAAACUUAACCAGCAAAAAACUGAAGAAGAAGAAAAUCCAGAGCAUGUAGAAAUUCAGAAGAUGAUGGAUUCUCUCUUCCUAAAAUUGGAUGCCCUAUCAAACUUCCACUUCAUCCCCAAACCGCCUGUUCCUGAAAUUAAAGUUGUAUCGAAUCUGCCAGCCAUAACCAUGGAGGAAGUAGCCCCAGUGAGUGUCAGUGAUGCAGCCCUGCUGGCCCCAGAGGAAAUCAAGGAGAAAAAUAAAGCUGGAGAUCUAAAAACAGCUGCUGAGAAGACAGCUACAGACAAGAAACGAGAGCGCAGGAAAAAGAAGUAUCAGAAGCGUUUGAAAAUAAAGGAAAAGGAGAAGCGGAGAAAAUUGCUUGAAAAGAGGAACCCAGAUCAGCCUGGGAAGUCCACCAGAGCGGCAGCUGCAGAGAAGCUGAAACAGUUGACCAAAACAGGCAAAGUGUCCUUGUUAAAGGAUGAACGGAAAGAUAAGCCCUUAAAGUCAUCUCAGGCUUUCUUUUCUAAAUUGCAAGAUCAAGUAAAAAUGCAGAUUAAUGAUGCAAAACAACCAGGAAAGAUAAAGAAGAAAAAGCAGGACAUUUCUGUUCAUAAAUUAAAGCUGUAAUAUAUUUGAAUUAAUGUAUAAAUCUGUAAGUUUCUGUCAUUGUUCUAUUUUAUAAUAAAUUCUUGAGAUCUA